AUGCUCGAUCAAUUAGUUGGUUUAUCAAUGCUUGGUGUAGCUACAGUUGUUUUCACUUAUUAUUCAACAUGGGUAUUCAUUUUACCUUUUGUUAAUGAUUCUAAUAUCAUCAACCAAUUCUUCUUACCAAGACAAUACGCUAUAAUUAUUCCAUUAUUGUUAUUAUUGAUCGGAGGUGUAGGAGUUGCCUCAUUCAUUGCAAAUGUUAUGAUCAAAGAAGCUCAAAAGAAGAAAUUAAAAAGUAAGAAAGAUUAG
This is a messenger RNA of Yamadazyma jaroonii, 255 nucleotides long. NCBI's taxonomy places the organism in Eukaryota, Fungi, Ascomycota, Pichiomycetes, Serinales, Debaryomycetaceae. The record is from the annotation of a GenBank genome assembly.